GGAGAACCCAGCGGAAGGGAGACAAUCAGGUCUGCGGGACCUACGCCUUCAGCCCCGCGUGCACCUACAUCCACCUGGAGAACUUCACGUUGGUCUCCAGCAGCAGGGGACAACCUUUCCUGGACGGGAAGGGCCAGUGCCCCUUUGACCCCCAGCACACCUACACAGCCCUGCUGGUGGACGGCGAGCUCUAUGCCGGCACCAUGAACAACUUCCAAGGCAAUGAACCCAUCAUCUCCCGCUCGCUGGGCAACCGGACCCUGCUCAAGACGGACGCCUUCCUCCGCUGGCUUUCGGCCGACGCCGCCUUCGUGGCCUCCUUCAGCAUCCCUGGAGACAGCAAGGUCUACUUCUUCUUCGAGGAGACGGCCGAUGAGUUUGAUUUCUUCGAGCGGCUCCUGGUGCCGCGGGUGGCCCGCGUCUGCAAGAGCGACGUCGGAGGGGACAAGGUGCUGCAGAAGAAGUGGACGACGUUCCUGAAGGCCCAGCUGGUGUGCUCGCAACCCGGGCGCUUCCCCUUCAACGUCAUCCAUCACGCCUUCGCCCUGCCCCGCCGCCACGGCGGUGCCGACUUCUACGCCGUCUUCACCUCGCAGUGGCAGGCGGGCAGAGCGGGCAGCGCAUUGGCCAACUGCAGCCUGCACCGGAGCUGCGCCGAGUGCGUGCUGGCGCGGGACCCGUACUGCGCCUGGCACAGCCUGGAGGGCUCCUGCCAGCCCACCCGUGCCACCACUGCCGAGGACAUGAGCGCGUGGCUGCAGGACAUCAAGUCGGGGAGCCCGGCCACCACGUGCCACCGCGGGAGGAGUAUGGCCAUGCCCCGAGCCCGGGGGGCGAAGGAGGAUCUCGCCGCAGAGAGUUGA
This is a messenger RNA of Egretta garzetta (little egret), 863 nucleotides long. It is a transcript of the gene SEMA4A, whose product is annotated as semaphorin 4A. Gene Ontology annotation, biological process: positive regulation of cell migration; negative chemotaxis; negative regulation of axon extension involved in axon guidance. NCBI's taxonomy places the organism in Eukaryota, Metazoa, Chordata, Aves, Pelecaniformes, Ardeidae. The annotation marks the transcript as partial. The transcript has 8 exons. Gene Ontology annotation, molecular function: chemorepellent activity; semaphorin receptor binding. The record is from RefSeq and is a predicted model, not a curated record.